AUGACUGAACCGUUCAAUAGGUAAACUAAUUCCACGGCGAGGUGUCAGUUUUUGUUUUAAUCAUGUCGCCGCUUGCAUCUCGUCAAUCACCGAAUAUUUUUGCAACUACCGCGUUUUUGAAUUCGUGCUUCUGGUUCCACCUGCUGAAUCCUACAGGUUGGUGAAACUUGCCGCCCGUGCAUUCUACGAUGAUUUCACCACGAAGGGCGACAACCAGCCGAAAACGGGGAGAAGUGACAAUCGCGGAAUGGCUGUUGUAGUCCUCGAUGCUCUUACCAGGUACAAUUUCUUCUGCCAUUUAAUUUCAUCUAGACUUUUGAUACGGGGAGGUGAAAAUUCAGAAAUAUAAAAACUUAUAUUGAUGAGUAACUUUUGCCUUUAUGCUGCAUUGCCUUCUUCUUCGUGUUUUUUCCUCUGUGUUCUUUAGAAUUCUUCUUUUUCUAUUAUGCUGAAGUUUCAAACCUAUAUACUCGAUUAUUAUAAUUGAACUUAUUUUUUUCAAUUUAAUGUGUUGCAAAAUGAAAUUUGAAACCACAGUUUUUUUCAAUAUAAAAUUAAAGUAAAAUAUUUUUCCUGGUUUCUCAUGAUUUUUUUUUGUCAGGCGUCAGUGGGUUCGGGAGGAAGAUUUGGCUAAGUCUUUGAAGCUGCACACCAAGCAACUUCGGCGCACAUUACGAUUUUUUGAAGAAGAGAAGCUGGUUACCAGGGAUCAUCGAAAAGAAGUAUGCAUCGUCCUUAAACUUAUUUGAAUAAAUAAUCAUAUUUAUGGUUUUAAAACAGCUUUUAAUUGAAUGUGAAAAGUCAUUAUUUGUCUCAUUUGAAAUCAAAAUGAACUAAUCUUUUUUUCAAAACUUUGCACAAUGUAGAAAUUGGCUUGGCAUAUGAUAUCCAUCGUCUCAGUAAACCUGACCAACUUUUUAAAUUUGCUGUAGCCUAAGUUAAGCUCCAACCUUGUGGAAUGUAAAGCCGCAUUCUAAGCAUAAACUAAUUGAAAGUCAGAUUUAAGUCUUAAAUCUUUCAUCGAUUGAGAUGUAGAGAGCAUUCCAAACGUAAAAUCUCUCAUCUGGUGUUUGCCCAAUCUAAAUUGCAUUAUCUGACCUAAACUCUGCAGUACAUGCUGUAGAAAGUUCACCAUGACUUUUUGUUUCAUUGCCAACUAUUUUUUUGGUCUUUGGGGCUCCUUAUCACUCUUUGCUUUUUGAGUUCCCUUUCCCAAUGCGCAAAAGUUCAGUGCAUGGAGGAUGGCGCAUCAUUAAAACUAAACCAAAAACCAAUUUUCAACUUUUUGAAGGGUAAGGAAAGUAACAGGAAGCUUUGCUUCUUCUCGCAAGUGUGUAGUGUUGUGUAUUUCAUUAGUCCUUAAAUAGAAAAGGGAAUGUGCUCCUCUAGUCUCAAGUAUGCUCUGAGAUACCCUCUGUAAAAAAAGUUCUAUAUUCCAUAUCAUUGGUUAAGACCGAUACCGUCCAACCCUUCUCAAGUCCUAGUGUUUUGUCAUUCUACGUUACAAGAAAGCAUAGCCUAUUCCCGUUUGACCUCGAGUAAGUUUCACAGCCCUCACUGCCUUUGCUGUAUCCAAUGUUUCCCCUUCUUCCUUAUUGCCCCAAAUGAUUGCAACACUUUUGGGCCAGUCUGAUUUCGGUUCAAAUUUGCAAUUGUUAACUCAGCAUGACCAAUUUUUGGUUGCUUUCUAAAAUAGGUGACAGUUGUAGGAUUUCUGAGGUUCUCGUGUCUUAAAAUGCUUCUUUCACCUUUAACUGAUUUUAAGAAUCAUUAUAAAAUGUAUCAUGUCAAUUUCUGUUUGCUCUAAUUUUACCAAGUUGUUGAUUUAUGAGAAACAUUCCCUAUCUUUUUACUCCUGAGAGUGAUGAAGUUCACCCGCUUGGAAUUCAGAUGUAUCUGUCUUAAUAUCUCAAUACUAGAUAUUUUAUAAUUUUAUGUUUUAACUAACAGGUCUUUUUGAGUCUCAUAUUUACUGAAGUGGUUGCAAUUAAUAUUUUAACUAUUGGUGGACCAUAUUUAAUAUUUUAACUUCUGGGCCAGUCUCAUAUGUAUUUGUGCUAGCGUUUUUGCUUGGGUGUUUAAUGUUUUUUUUCCUCUCUUGACUUCAUUGAUUCAGCAAUAUGUGUAAUGGCGAUGCAUUUGUUUCAUAAUAUUCAUUAUACAUCGACUUGUUGCAGACAGCCAAAGGUGCAAAGAUUUUUAGUGCCGCCAUUGCAGCUGCAGCUGAUGGUCAACAAGUUGGGAAAGAGGGCGAUGAAAAGACAAAGAUUCACACCCACUCCUACUGCUGUUUAGAUUAUGCCCAGGUUGAAGUGGCAGACUUAAAGUACCUCUCUCUUUUCUUUCUACGCUUGAAGAUCUAUAAAUUAACAUUUAGUUUCACUUUUCACAAUUGUUUCCUUAUAGUGCUCUCAUGUGUAUAUUCAUAGUAUUGUUUUGGGAUGCUUGUGAAUCAUUGCACUUGUGUGACAUUGGCUGUGGAAUCUAUAUCUUACUGAUGCAACUAUGCUAGCAUCUCACAUUUAAAUUCUUCAAAACCAUGUCUGAAUUAUAGUUAUCUUUGUAUCUUCUUUCUUAUAGCACUCCCUAGAGUUUACCUCUAGGGGUUUAUAAAGCACUUCAUAGAAACUAUAUUUUUAAAAGUUCCAUCUUUUUUAAGACAGCUUUCGAAAAUCUGUCUAACUAACAUCACUGAUACCUGUGCCCGGGAAGGCUUCCUACAGAUUAUCCCGUAUAGGAUUUGAAAUUAUAUUCUUACAUUAACCAAUCAAUCACAACCCUUAUCAUUGCAUUUGGGGAUGGCUGGGGAUCUCAAUAUGCCAUUAAUCUGCACCUAUAUCAUUUGACCCAGGUACUAGCUGUUCAAUUCUGAUACAGGUUGAUAGGCCUUGCAGAUGCAUAUUAAUUGAGGAUUUAUUUUUGGCUUUAUUGUGCAAUUAAUUGGAUGUAGAUAUAUGACGUUGUAAGAUACCGACUGCAUCGGAUGAAGAAAAAGUUGAAGGAUGAAUUGGACAACAGGAAUACGAUUCAGGAAUACAUAUGCCCCAAUUGUAAUAGAAGGUGAUUCCCUCGUGCUUUUGAAUUUUCAGACUAAUUUACUUUGACCAAUGGUAGUUAAACUUUUGAACUUAUGAUUUCCUUUCUAAUAUUUAUUUGCUCAGGUAUUCAGCUUUUGAUGCGAUGCAACUUGUGAGCAUGGAAGAUGAGUACUUUCACUGCGAAAGCUGUAAUGGUGAGCUAGUUGCUGAAAGUGACAAACUAGCCGCUGAGGAGAUGGGAGAUGGAGAUGACAAUUCUAGACGACGACGGCGUGAAAAAUUGAAGGACAUGCUCCAAAGGAUGGAGGUAAUUGAACAUGAUCACCCUUUUAUGCCUAUGGAAAUUGUGACUUAUCUAUGCCAUGCAGAACUUUAUGUAUCUAGAUUGUAAGUUUCCUAUGAUUAUGAGGUCUUUUCGAUAUGGAAAUAUUUUUAUAGUAUGGCGUGAAAAUAUGGAAACUGUAUACAUAUAAAUGCAUAUACUGACAUAACGAUUUUAUAUGGAAAGGGUAUACGUUUUUGCAGAUACUCUAACAUUUUAUGUUAGAGUGCCCUUGUUAGCCACCUCAGAAAGGCAAAAAGACAUGACGAUUUCCAUAUGAGCAUAACUAUUUCGCACGGUGCGAGGAAUGAAUUGAUAUAUUUGGAAUAAAUCUGGAAAAAAAUGCAGGAGCAACUGAAGCCAUUGACUUUACAACUUGCUAGAGUAAAGGAUUUACCGGCUCCCGAAUUUGGUACUCUACAAGCAUGGGAAGCUAGUGUGAAUGCUGCUGGUCGUGGAGGAAACAACAAUGGAAGUGCAACUGAUGCCUCCAAGUCUGCCCAGGGUCAAGGAUACGGUGGCACACCUAUGCCAUAUAUUGGCGAGACAAAGGUUUGCCAAUUUUUUUUAAAAAAUAUUGUCAGUGAUUACUCACAGAUAUUUUGUUAACCUAUCUUUAUGUAUCCGAUUCUUUUUCUUCUAAAUGCCUCCAUAUUUUCUCCCGUCCAUUGGCAAUAUGGCCGAUUCUGCUUAACUUUGAAACAUAAUUUGUUGUGUGUUUUCUUGACCAGAAGGCAGUUUUUUGGACUUCCCAUUCUUAGUUGAGCAGCAAAGACAUAAACAUCGCUGUGAGAGAGAUGAAUGCCCCUUUUGACGUAGUUAUACAAUGCAUUGCCUAGUUGUCUUACCUCUUUGGCUAUGCGUUGCUUUCGCCAUCCUGCUCGUCCAGAACAAACUUGCUCCGAAGAGAUUGUUCAUAAAUUCUGCUUUGUUACCGAAAAUGCCUACUUAGAUCAUAUGGUCAUCAAAACAUAAUGAUGAGGAAAUGACCCUGGAUUAUUUAUCAGAAUUUGCACUUUUGACACACAGUAGUAGAUCCACAUACCGGUGUUGAUCAUUUCUUAUACAACUAUCAGUCAGGAUUCGUGUCAUAUUUUAUCAUCAUUCAUCAACGGAUAUCCAUCCUGUUAUUGCUUAUUUGUUGAUCAUUAUCAGUCCUCGGUUGGGAACUCUCCCUAUUGACUGCUACUCAUUGCGAUCUAUGGCCAGUAAUAUUCUCACAAAUUACUUUUUCCAUUUCUUCCUCCUUGAUUACACACUGAGAAUGCAAGAAAUCUACACCCUGUCUUGGUUUUUUGUGGGGAUGAGGAGUCCAAUCUUAACCUAUGCGGUAGCCAUUCAUGAGAACUUUUUAUAGUAAUCUUAUUUGAUAUCUCGGUCUUCAUUCUUUGGCCUAAUUUGAAGUUGCCAUUGAUUUGAAAUGCUUGUGCCUUAUUGUACGCAUUUCUAGGUCGAAGUUACAAUCUUUGGUGCGGACGUUAAGGACGAGGGUGCAGAAACUGAGGCAGCCACCGCAUCCUUGAAGGUUUUACCUCCGUGGAUGAUCAAGCAGGGCAUGAACCUUACAAAGGAACAACGUGGAGAGUUGAGACCUGAUGCCAAGGUGGAUGGCAGUGAAGCGUACCGAGAUCAAUCCGAUGAGAAGAAGCAAGAACAAAAACAGGAAGAUGUGAAGAGCUUAGAGGUUAGUUGGCGAAUAAUAUUUACAUUAAGAUUUUCGAGCCAUCACCUGGCAGAUCGUUUUUUGCUUGACAUGAACUCCCACAGGAGGAAUACCUCACAGCCUAUUAUGAGGCUUACGCUAGAAUGCUAGAAGCUUCCAAGACGGCGCAGGGGGAAGCAGAAGUGUCUCAGCAAUCCACAUCCAGUUAUCUAAAUGGAGUCUCUGAUACUAAUUCUGCUCGUCAAGUUGGUAUGAAAGUCAAACGGGAGGAUGACGAUGACGGUGGGAUUGAAUGGGAGGAGGAUGUAGCUACAGGUAGAUAGAUAUAAGCGUAUUAAAUACAUGUUAAAUUCAUAUGAUGUGGGGCAUAUUUUUUCAGGUAGCCAUGGGUCUGAUAUGAUUAAUCAUUCUUCCUCAAUUUAAUAAUAUGCAUCAUAAUAGAAGAUAACCAUUACAGACCAUAUUUCAGCUUAUAUUUUUCUACUCUUCCCCAUCAACUCUGAAUAUGUUGGCACUAUUUCGCAGGCAUUUUGAAUGAAUUAUCAAUUGUCAACGAUCCAAACGCACAACCAGAUGGUUCUGGGGAUGAAGACGAUGAUAUAGACUGGGAGGAAGGUUGA
Molecule: messenger RNA, 5643 nt
Organism: Spirodela intermedia
Lineage: Eukaryota; Viridiplantae; Streptophyta; Magnoliopsida; Alismatales; Araceae
Source: the annotation of a GenBank genome assembly